AUAGACGUGGUCGUUGUUUACAUGGUGGGCUGCGCGUGAGGGUCUGCUGUCCCUGGCCUAGGAACAACAACACCGCCAGCCUGGCCAGCCUGACAGGCCCGAGGACCCGGCCACGGAGGCGCAGGGGGCGGGGGGCGGAGCGGAGGACCAGCCUGCAGCAGCACAGCAGCGGGCACACGCCAGGCGCCGCGGCGGGCCCCGGGCUGGCCAUGGCCUCAGAGGGCGCGGGGGAGCCCCAGGGCGGCUCGCCCAUCGGGAACCUGCUGUGCGGCUCCUGGGAGCUGGCGCAGAAAAUCCUUGAAAACCUGAGCUUCUACGAGGUGGCCAAGCUGAGGCUGGUGUGUCGCACCUGGGCCGAUGUCGGGGAGAUGAUCUUGGCCAAGCGGCGGCCCCUGCACUACCUCACCACCCACCCCCACUGCAUCCCCACCACGCUCGGAAAGGUUGCCCUGGCGGAAACAUCAGCUGUCUCCCUAUUCGAUGGGUUCUUUUCACACAUAGUGAGCAAGCCGAGGUACUGCCUGGCCUUUUGCAAUGCCAAUUGGCUCAGCAGGACAGAUGUCUUUGAAACCACUGACAAAUCAGGAAAGAAGGUUCCCCUCACCCUUGCUGAGUACCUUCACAAGGCUCUGCCACCGUCAUGUGAGCUGGGAGUGAUAUUGGCCACAGGCAUCAUCGGCACUGUGGAGACGGCCUAUCAGGGGAACUGGCUGGAGCGUGCACAGACCUUGAACCAAGAGAUAUUCGACUUCCUUGAAGGCGCUGAGGAUGAGGAUGCAACCCAGGGUCAGCCCUCCAAGCGCAUUCGGAGGGAGAAUGAAAACAGGAACAAGGAAGAGGCCGAGAAAAAGACCAAAAAGAUGUUAAAGCCCUGGAAAUCCAAUGUGGGGUACAGCAUCGAGGUGGAGCAGUACAGCCCGUUCAUGUUGGAGGCUGACGCUGUCUCCAUCCUCACCAUUCCCUACCACCCGGGCGUCAGGGUCAACUUCUUCAACAUCUCGUCGCAGAAGUUUUACUCAGAUUUUCGUGGAGGCAGAGCAUCGGCCAAGAAGAACCUUGUGAUAUCUGAGAAGGAGUUCAAUGAGAUGUUAUCCCUGUCUGCCAAUGAACACAUGACUGCCCUCCUCCUCUUUGAGACCUGCUAUGACAACGACUUCACUAAUGGAUUUGUCAAGGCAGCUCUGAACAGGGAGGAUUACAAGGUGGCUCUGGGCGGUGGUGUGGCUGACGCAUUCCAGACUGGACGCUCCGGGAAGUUUGCCCCUGUCACGGACCAGAUCUUUGGGGUGGCGGUGAGCGGCCCCAACAUUAUGGCAGCCUCUGUAGUGAUCCCUGAGAAUGUUGACAAUCCAAGGCACCUCGGACGCUACAUGAAGAUGCUAAAGUCUUGUGAAUUCCCGGAGAGGCAAAGCGUGGCCUUCAUGUUUACUUGCUGUGGCCGAGGUCACAGCUCCUGGCAGCCCAUCCCAAACUUCAACUAUGAGAAUGUGGAGUCCAAGGCAUUCAGGAAAGUCUUCCCGAACACUCCAAUCUUUGGGUUCUUUGGCCGUGGGGAGCUCGGCAUCACAUACCUCCCCAGGUUUCCGGAGGGUGAAGAGACGGCACCAGUCAAGAGGAAAAAAAAGCCCUUCCAUCAGUUCUCCACCAUCAUCGUACUUCUCUCAUUCCUAUGAUUCUUCCAUUAUUAUGCAUGUGCUUGUUAUGGUACAAAUGCCUCUUUGUUAAUAUUAGCAACAUUUUUGGAGACUUUUUUAUUGUGUUAAAAAGAUAUUUUGGGGACCAUUCAAGUGACAAAAGGUGCAGGAUGUCCUUGUGUCUCUUUAUUGAGAAGUCUUGCAGAAUUGCCUUGUACUGUGGGAGGCACUGUUUCCUUAUAGAAGAAAUGUAGGGGCAAGGUAAAAAUUGAUAUGACUAUAAAACAAAUUGUACAUAAAAGUUAAUUCAUUAUCAUUUCAUAUGUCUUGACAAUAUACGAUUUUGGCUUCUCUGUCCAGUCCAAUCCAGUCGUAGGCGUGGCAUAAGCCUUUGUAAUGGCUCCCACUGUGAAGUCCUUGUGGGUAAAUGUUUAUUCUUCCUUUCCUGUUCUUUUGCUUUUUCUCUUUGCCUUUUCCUGGAUUUCACUUGUAUGUUCUUGUUUCUUUUUCUGGUAUUCCACAGUCUUUUCACAUUUUUUUUUCUGGUUUCUAAUUCUUCAAUUGUCACUCUGUCAAAUGCUAAUAUAUUACCAAGCUCUCUAUUCCUGCUUUCUAUUUCUUGUAUGGAGUUAAAUUCAACUUUGUCAUUAUAUUUAUGACAGUCUAAUAGAAUGUGUUCUAGUGUUUCAGUUUCAUAACCACAGCUUCCUUCUCUGUUAUCAAACCAACUCUCUUCAUUCUUUUUAAAUUUCUCAUAUAUACUUUGGGUUGACUUUUGCUGUGCUUCUUCUGCCCACUUCGAAGCGUCCAAUCCAUGGAUUUUAUCUAUUACAUUAUUCUUUGUAAUGGUUUUCAUGUCUUGUCAUGUUUAGCUCUGUCAUAUAUUUCCUUAAAAUUUUCAUCCAUUUUCAUGUGCAAAAUAUAGAAUCGGUAUGGUAAAUUUAUCAUUUAUAAAGCCAAAAUUAUGAUUCUGAAGUCUAUGAUUUCAUAUGUUAUGAAUGAAAAUAGAAGUGUUGAGCCAUUA
This is a messenger RNA of Eriocheir sinensis (Chinese mitten crab), 2658 nucleotides long. RefSeq lists its product as uncharacterized. Bases 210 to 1673 code for a protein of 487 amino acids. The transcript has 8 exons. Gene Ontology annotation, molecular function: protein binding. Lineage: Eukaryota; Metazoa; Arthropoda; Malacostraca; Decapoda; Varunidae. The record is from RefSeq and is a predicted model, not a curated record. Gene Ontology annotation, biological process: protein polyubiquitination; positive regulation of proteasomal ubiquitin-dependent protein catabolic process.